GUCAAAUGGAUUAGGUUAUUAUCUGUUUAUUUUUAUUGCGAUUUUUACCAUUGAAUAUGGUUGUGAUCAUCUACGAUAAAUAGCGUUGUGAUAAAUAAUGUUAUCAGGUGAUAACAUUACUAAUAAUUUUAAUGUAUAUGUGUCCUGUUGUUUAUUAACUUUUAUUUUUGUAUUAUUUCAAUUAUGUACGGAUCCGCGUCACCCGUAAAGGGUCUUCACAAUCAAAAUGGGAAUUUUCAAAGAACCGGUUCAAUAAGAAAAGUGAUACCGUCCGAUACUAGCAAAGAAAUCAUUAGUGAGAAGCAAAAUGAAACUGUUGAUAAAUUGUAUAAAACUUAUAGACAAGAAUAUGUUAUUUUAGCUGAAUAUGAAAUGGUGCAAUUAGAGAAUAUAACUGGUGUGUAUGUAAUUCCGUCCAAGGAAAGUUCUGUUGUGUGGUUUGGUGUAAUAUUCGUUAGAAGUGGAUUUUAUGAAGAUGGGGUAUUUCGUUUUACUAUUUUAUUGAAUGAAGAAUUUCCAGAUGCUGGACAUCCUAAAGUAAUAUUUCACUCACACAUAUUUCAUCCUGUGAUAGAAGCACAAAGCAGAGAAUUAUACCUUCUAAAAGCCUUCCCAAAGUGGAACAAAGCUGAACAACACUUAUGGCAAGUGCUGAAGUAUAUCCAGUGGAUAUUUUACAAUGUGGAAUGCAGUAUCGAACAUACUAUUAAUGAAGAGGCUGCAGAAAUGUUCAAAAAUGAUCUUGCCCAGUUUAAAUCAAAGUGCCUGGAAUCCGUCAAAUCUGCCAGUGAACACCUAUACGAUCUCCCACCAACGGAAGACCCUCACUAUAUAACAUUUGAACCGUAUGAUCCGGAGGUGCAUGACAAAGUACGAGAAAGUAUGUUGACUGUAAAGGAAAGCAAGCCGAGCAAAAGGGGUCUGUCUUGGGUGCUGCCAGGCAGUUACAAACCCUUGACAAGGCCUGCUACUCCACCCUCGGAGAGCGAGUUAUGAUACAGGGGGUAAUUGGAAUUUAGGGUUAUGGUGUGAAUAGGUAGAAAUGUUUAUAGCGGCAGUACACUUCAAUAACACAAUACAUAUACCAUACAAAGAUAUUGCAAAAAAUGAAGUAUGUGGGAUGAUGGAGCGGUAGACAGCUUGCGCUAAACUGAACGACGCGAGAAUGUACAAUGAGACCCUUUGGCUCAGGCUCAAAAACACCUCUGUCGGUUUUUGUGACAUUUUAUAAGUUUUCUGUAACAUAACGUAGGUUUUUCUGCAAGAUAUCAACUUAGCACUAGCUUUUGUACAGUUGUUGUGCACUCGUUUUGUAGCUGUACGUGUUGCCUAAACGUAAUGAUGCUUCAGCUAUCAAUGUUUGGCUCAGAUGUGAUAUAACAUCUGCUUCAGAGAUGGCAUUAUUUGACGUCUAACAUGCAAGUUGUCUACUAUAGCUGGAAGGACACGGCAGUGCAUAGUUGUAGAGUGAGAAUUUUUGUGCUAAUAAUCUGCGUUGAGGAUCAAAUACACUUGAGAUUUAUUCAUAGCUGGAAAUUAGUUGCGCAUCCACUUGUUCUUAUUCAUUCUGAGUUCCGUAAUAUGCAAAUUUGCUGAAUUUCAAAAAUGAGAGAGAUAAAAGAAAAUCCCUGAUUGGUUAAGUAAUUAACUUUAUGUGGAAUUUUAUAUUUUAUACUUACUGCCACGUAAUUACACACAAUUUCCCGUAAUUCUCGUCAAGUUUUUUAAACAAAAAAAAACGGGUAAAAUCGUAAUUUAUAACUUUGAACGUAACCUGUCUUCAGAAAGGACAUAAAUAACCUGUCGGGCAUAGCUAAUAGAAAUCCUCCAUUGGCAGCAUAUUCAACUUAUUUUCUCACAUAGCAAGACUUUAUACGUACAGCAGACGCUCGAUAAUGUAAACUAAUUUAAUCCAAGUGUGGUUCACAUUAUCGAAAUGUUUACGUUAGCGAACGUGAUUUAUAUAAUAUUUGAUUUAUUAAAAGAAACGUUUAAUACAUACUAUUUAUAACAAUAUAAACAAAUAUUCUAACAGCGAUUAGUAUUUUUUUAAUUAGAAGAAAAAUAGUUAACAAUUUUUGUCUGCGUAAAUUUGCGCUUAGCAUUGUCUUCCAAUGCCUGCGCCCGUAAUUUACGAAGAACUAAAAUAUCCGUGUAUGAAACUUCUUUUCUUUUAGCCCAAUCUAAAGCUUGGUUAAAAACUUGUAUAGCUUGCGCGUCAUUCACUACACUUCUGACUUCAAUGGGAUUGUUCUCAUCAUCCUCACUGUCCAUAUCCUCCUCCUUAUCAGCAUCAUUCGUCCGCUUAUCUUCGUUCCAUAAAUUAAUAUCAGCAGGAGUACAAACAAUGUUGGAAUUCACCGUUUUCAAUAAAUCAACAACAUCCAAUGACACACUAAUAACAUUAUCAUUAUUGGAUCGCAAACGUUCUCUAAUUACGCUUAAGGGGACAUCUUCUUCAUCAUCUUCAUUAUUGGUACAAAAUAGAUUGUUCCAACAUUUGUGAAUAGUUUGCUGGUUAAGUUCAUUUCAGGCCAUAUGUAAAUCUAAAACAGCUUCUCGUAAUGUUACUUUUUUUAAAGCCUCAGAUAAGUUUUCUGGAUUCUUUGAUAAGACAGACGAAAGUAGAAACUUCCUAUAAUUUAGUUUGGUGAGUCUUAUUAUAUUCUGGUCCAUCAGUUGAAUUAAUGGUGUUACGUUGGGCGGGGCAUGUACAAGACGAAAAUUGACCCAUCCCUGCUCCUCAGUUGUUGCUCGGGAGGAUGACUUGGUGCAUUAUCCAAUAGUAACAACGCUUUUAUUGGAAGCUUCUGUUGUUUUAGGAAACCUUUUACUUACAAAUUGAAAACACAUCUUCAAAUUAUGAAUAGAGCAUUUGUGAUAAUUGAUUGUCAUACCUGAGGGACAAAGCACCUGUGGAAUCAUUUCAGGAAUAUACUGCUAGUCAUCCAAGCGGUUUUUGAACAGUCAUAAUCAACAGGGAUAUUAACAUUUUUAAAUGAGCGCGGAUUUUUUGCUUUCCCAAUUACCAGUGGCUUUAUUUUGUGUGAACCAUCAGCAUUAGUGCCGGCUAGAAACGUUAUUCGUUGUUUCUCCGGCUUUCUUCCCGGGGCAGAUUUUUCAAAUGAUGCAGCAUAGGUUUUCUCUGGUAACAUUUUCCAAUAAAGGCCACUUUCAUCUGCGUUGUAAAUUUGUUCCAUUCUUAAAUCUAGCUCGGUAAUUGUUUUCAUCAAUUUUUCUUUGAAUGGUUGCACUAAUUGUGGUUGUGCUGAUAAUUUUUCACCAGAUAUAGACAGCAGUCGAAUUCCAUAUCUUGUUUUGAAUCAUUGUAGCCAGCCAUCACUAGCUACGAAAUUUUCAGUUUCUUUCAGUUUUUCAUUUAACAGUAUCGCUCUCCGUUUAAGUACUUUGCCACUAACUGGGACAUGAUUUUCCCGUUGUUUUAAAAACCACUUAUACAGGGAAUUUUUCAUUUUAGGUGCCUUCGCAUUUUUUAAAGUUUUUCUUUUUCCCGGACCUCCAAAUGUAUUGCACGUUCUUUGUAAAAUUUGAGUUUUCAUACGCUUAAUUUUACAGAUUGUUGCUUUCGAUACUCCAUAUUUUUUUGCUAACUGUGUCACUCCCGCACCUAGUGCAACUUCGUCUAUGAUUUUCACUUUCUCACUCAACUUUAAACACUUUCUUUUAUAGGAUGUGGAUGCCAUAGUCGUAAAAUAUAAUAACGCGUGCAAUGUAUUCACUUAAGUUCAAAAAUGAAAUACAUACGUACGUAUAAACGUAUCCUAAACGAUCAUACGACUGACCGAGUUUGUCGUAUUUUAUCGCAGAGGUGAAUCCCCUACACUCUACAUCAUAAAUCGGGGACUCCCCGACGCCCGACAUAAAUCAUCGAGGCUUCAGCAUUUUACCGUCGCGCUGUUUCCGUGCGCCGAGAGUUGUUUACGUUAUCGCGCGUUCCGUUUGAUCCUAUAGAACGAAGUUUGUGUUUACAUUAGCGCAAGUUUUCAUUAUCCCGUGUUUACGUUAUCGAGCGUCUGCUGUAUGUAGACCAAUACGCUUAAUCAUCCAAAUGCGAUCUUGCUACUCGACCAACUUUCUUUCACAUCUCGGAGAUAAACACUACAGACUACUUGACUUUCUGCAACCAACAAUGCAUGAUUGAGCGUGUCGUGUCGUUAAGUCAUUCCUCCAUAGAUGGACGCUUGUAAAGAUGCUCAAGGCGAUCAUAGCGAGCAAACGUGGAUUGAACUAUUUGCACACUAUGAACUAUCUAGUCUGCAAGAUGACAUUUUAACGUUUUUGGGCAUUGUUUACAUAAUACCCCUGCGGAACGGAGAGUAGUCGAGUAUGCAGCUUGUAUACUCAUCGUGUCUCUUUUGAGUGUAGAGACGUGAUUAGCUGUCGUUGUUGCCUAGACGUUAUUCGUAGCAGAUGUGCUAAAAUUUUAUCUUACUGCGCAUGAUAGUCUGAUCAUAUUAGCAAGUUUCCCCGAAAUAAUUGUGAAGUCUGGUUUUAUUGGCGCAAGUUGUUCAAGGGUUUAUUUAAAACAUGGACGCAUAAAAUGAGUACAUCGAUUUUUGUGGGAAAACUUAUUAUCCGACAACAAAGAAUGAGAAAACGCGAUUUUUGGGAUUCAAACGAAAGUGUUGGCAGGAACAAAAAAAUCUUUAUAUAAGAUUUUUAGGUAUUUAUCAGACCUACAAAAUGAGACCACAUGUAAAAAGAUCCGGCUAAUAGCAAAAAUGUUAUGGUCGAAAAACGAAGCAAAAUGCAGAUUUCGGCACUUGUCGGUAAUGCGAUGAUAAUUUCAAGCAGCUACUUGAAAUUCUUCAAAUCCGAAAGCUUCGUACUUCUAAAUAACCACAAAAAAAUUGGAGUCGAUAGGUCAAGUAGUUUUUUGAGAAUUUCUAAUUGUCUAUCCCAAAACACCUGUUUUCCGGCCAUCACUACUAGUUUAUUGAUCAAUAUAAAGAGCAUUUAAUAGCAAAAUACACGUGUUUACCUUGCCGAUAUGAAUCACAAACAAUUCCGAAAGAUAAAUGUUAUUUUUAUGCGAGAAACAAAGGUUACGUUUUUUCUUCUGAACAAAAACAUUUCCUAUUUGUGAGUAAUUGAACAAAUGCGCUACGAUAUCCGAAAAACAUAAAUUACUAUAUACAUUUUAAAACAAAGCGGAUGUGUCAAAUCUAGAGAUACCCAAUCAGAAACUGUAACAGCAGCUUUUAAGUGUCCACAGCCUUGGUAUCUCCAAAAAAAUUCUGUUUCUGAGACCUCAUCAAAAAAAUUUCGGUUCAGUUCUUCAGUAUUUUGCAAAAGCAAAGUUUUUUUUUGUAUGAUUUCAAACAACGAAGCUAGGUCUUGAAGAGACUUCGAUCUUGUCUGAAAAUUUGAGUCAUCGGGUGGGUGUCACCCCAAAAAAGGUGACACCCGGUGCGGACCGCCCCCCUUUGCUACGCCACUGUGAAGGUGGAUCAAAUUUCAAUGUUUCGUGCCUUUUCACACCAUAACCAGGUUUCCAGAUAGGCGGUUAUUAUAAAAACGUUAUUUCUAUUUGUAUAUUUUGCAGAUGACAAGUUGCUAAUUAUUUAGUUAUAAUUGCAAGUUAAGUUUUGGAAAUACUUUUAUUUUUAGACAUUGACACUUGAAAAAGACAAUAUUGUAAUAAGGAUUGUUGAACAAUAUUUGCAUAAUUUUAUAUUUUAAGAGAUAAGCAAUGAAAAGGGAAAUCUGUUCACAUUUGCACAAAUUUUUCCUCGGUACGCAUAUUUAAAAAUAUAUUAGGUGUAAAAAUAGUUAUGUGUAGAGCCUGUAUCUUGUGCUAUAACAUUUGUAUAGUACAUGCACGCAUACCCAGUAUUUACUAUUGUUCCUUCAGGUUACUAUUAACAGUAUGUAAAAAUGGAUAGCUAAACAUUUUUUAGAAAUCAAUUUUUUGCUCCAAUGUUUCAUUGAUCAAAGUUAUCUAUAAUUUAAAAAUGUAGCUAUAAGGCAUCAAAGUGCAAUGUAUAAGAGUAACUAAUUGCAACAAAAGCAUAAUGCAUGACAGAUACUUAAUUAUAAUUUAUAAUCUUUAUACACAAAAGCAAUAUGUUGAGUGAAUCAACCAGGACAAAAAACACAUGUUUAUAACAG
Molecule: messenger RNA, 6132 nt
Organism: Acanthoscelides obtectus
Lineage: Eukaryota; Metazoa; Arthropoda; Insecta; Coleoptera; Chrysomelidae
Source: the annotation of a GenBank genome assembly